AAGUGACUUCUAAUAUGUCCCUUAACGGUCAGUCCGCAAUUGAAGUGGAUAUUUAACCAUUCACAUGGAAUUCAUCACAACGUUUCUGCUGCGCAAGCUUUCCUAAUGCUUCGGUUGGAAGUCGCCCGGCUGGCAUCGGCCAAGGAUCCCCACUUCUUGCCGUCCCUCGCUAUCCGCCUCGCCGAAACCCGAACCGCCCGCUGUGCAUGACCCAAACAUUGGCGGCUCUUAGGGAAGACCGGCGAGGCGACGCGAUUUCGGGAAGAAAUCUGCCAUUGUUCAAAUCCGGAGGCAUGACAUGAGCGGGAUUCCCAAACCAAGGAAAGAGUUCCGAAUCGCUUCCUUCAAACCGCGCAGUUGAUCAAUCCAUGCAUUGCUCUUCAAGAGACCCGAGAACCCGUUGCCAUACCGCCCGAUGCCGACCCUUCAGCAACCGGUGAGCUUGAGGCUUGCUCACAGCGCAUGCAGCGCGUCAAUGCGCUCGCGGAUUUCCGUCUCAAAAACCACUCGUCUGGAUCCCCGGCGCCGACCAUUAUCGACGUCGGCCCUCCCGCUCUCACGCCCCGUCCCGCCGCCGCCGCCGCCUCGAUGGAUCGCCGACCUUCGCGCUCGAGUGGGCAAGUGCAUCACCUUCGGCUGCAACCGUGAGCAGAUCAAGCGGGCGGGAGCGGUGCUGGGCGCAUUGACGGCUGAAUGGAAGGAAUUGCUGGCGGGGAGCGAGGGGUUCCUGACGGGCGGGCGGCGCGGGCUCGACUCGAGGGAGAUUGCUUGGGGUGAGAUGGAUACCUUUGGGCACGUCAACAAUGUCAACUACUACCGCUUUGCCGAGUCGGCGCGUGUAAACUGGAUCACAAAUCUUGCGCUUCUCGACCCGGCGCAUCGCGAUGAGUGGCGCAGACUGAUGUCGCCUGAAGAAGUAGGGGUCAUUAUGCGGAGUUUGAAGGCAGAUUUCAAGUUUCCGAUGGUGUACCCAGACAGGAUCUCGGUCUACCACAAACUACGGUCUAGGCCGAACGAUAAUCCUCCACCUAAAUCCUUCUUUCUUGACUGCAUCGUUAUUUCGCACCAACAUAGACGGGUAACUGCUAGGCUAGAGGAGGACAUUGUCAUUUACAAUUAUAAGGCGGCUGAGAAAGCCAGUAUGCCGGGGUUCAUGCUGGCCCGGUUCGAAGAGACGUGGCAAUUGCAGGAAAAGGAAACGAACAGGGCGAGGAUGAGAAUAUGGGAACUAAUAAGGUCUGUCGAGGCGUUGGAAAAGGAGACAUGGGAUAGACCUGAUGCUGUUGAAGACUUGGGCAGCGCGAGGAGUAGCUCUUGAAAUAUCUUCUUCAUCCCCUCGGAUUCACCCGCCUCGCGGUUAUGAAUCGAAAUACUGAGAUCUUGAUGCCGACUCUGACGAUAGAGCU
This is a messenger RNA of Canariomyces notabilis, 1406 nucleotides long. RefSeq lists its product as uncharacterized. NCBI's taxonomy places the organism in Eukaryota, Fungi, Ascomycota, Sordariomycetes, Sordariales, Chaetomiaceae. Gene Ontology annotation, molecular function: fatty acyl-CoA hydrolase activity. The record is from RefSeq and is a predicted model, not a curated record. Bases 416 to 1318 code for a protein of 300 amino acids. Gene Ontology annotation, cellular component: mitochondrion. The transcript is spliced from 3 exons.